AUGUCAAAUACUCUACCAAAUGACCUAUGUUGGAUACGGACAUAUAAUACGUUUACACUGGAGCUGAGACUGCAGCCAUUGCCACAAACCUAUGUUGGAUACGGACCUAUGUUGGAUACCCAUGUUGGAUACGGACCUAUGUUGGAUAUCCAUGUGACCACGUAUGGAUACGGACCUAUGUUGGAUACCCAUGUGGUCACAUGGAACAUAGUGGCCACUCCCAACUGGAUGACAGAACUGAGCUGGCAGGGCGGAGUGCAGGAAGGUCCCAGCGAUGCCAUCGAGUACGUGGAUCGGAUAGAGCCCCUCCAGUUCCGAAUCAAGGCUCCCCUUGCAUACCGCUACAGCGAAGUCUUCCUCGGAGAGAACUACACGCAUCUGCUGGUGAACUUCACAUUCGAGCGCCGUCUGACUGCUUCCAUUGUCAACACCUACAUCCCGAGCGGACUGGUCGUAGUCUUGUCCUGGCUGUCUUUCUGGCUGGACGUCCACGCUGUGCAGGGACGCAUCACUCUCGGGGUGACGGCAAUCCUCACACUCACAACCCAGGUAGUGCAGUCCCGGAGCACUCUGCCGCCCGUGGACUACGUGAAGGCCGUAGACAUUUGGCUCUUUGCCUGUCUCAUCACCGUGUUCGCAUCGUUGCUAGAGUACGCCGUAGCUUACCAGCACGUCAAGGCGAAGCGACUUGGUCAGCAGGUGAGGGCUUCCGAAGGCGAAGAAGACAUCACGGACGACGAAAUUCUCGGAUCUGCUCUUUCCGGCGCUUCGACGGUCACUCAGAACACCAACCAGAGAAAGCCGGAGAGCGCGUCCCUGGCUUUCUGGAACGUUGUCCUCAGCAAGCUAAGGUACCUGGAAAUGACCAGCUCCAACAUCUUCGACAGCGUCUCCCGGCUUCUCUUUCCGGCAGCGUUCAUUCUCUUCAUGAUCUCGUACUGGGCACACUACUUGUCUUUCGACCGCGGAUAG
This is a messenger RNA of Ixodes scapularis (black-legged tick), 972 nucleotides long. Its product is annotated as glycine receptor subunit alpha-2. The transcript has 5 exons. Gene Ontology annotation, biological process: chloride transmembrane transport; chemical synaptic transmission; nervous system process. Gene Ontology annotation, cellular component: membrane; synapse; neuron projection. Bases 1 to 972 code for a protein of 323 amino acids. The record is from RefSeq and is a predicted model, not a curated record. Lineage: Eukaryota; Metazoa; Arthropoda; Arachnida; Ixodida; Ixodidae. Gene Ontology annotation, molecular function: chloride channel activity; neurotransmitter receptor activity; transmembrane signaling receptor activity.